Molecule: messenger RNA, 1026 nt
Organism: Meloidogyne enterolobii
Lineage: Eukaryota; Metazoa; Nematoda; Chromadorea; Rhabditida; Meloidogynidae
Source: the annotation of a GenBank genome assembly
AUGGUUGUUGGUAUUUGUGGAAAUUGUUUGGUUGUUUAUGUUGUUUCUAGGAAUAAACAUAUGUGGACAUCAAUGAAUCUUUUUUUAACAAAUUUAGCUUUGUCUGAUUUACUUGUUCUUGUUUUUUGUUUACCUCCAACAGUUUUAAAUGAUAUUACAAAAACAUUUUGGUUAUCUGAAGGGUUUUGUAAAGCAAUGCUUUUUGUACAGAAUACAUCAGUUUAUGUCUCAGUCCUAACAUUAGUAGCAAUAUCAUUAGAACGUUGGAAAGCAAUAUCAAAGCCUCUAAGCAUUGCUUUACCUUCAAAAACAACUUGCCAAUUUAUUUUAUUUAUUUGGUUAUUUGCUGCUUUUCUUUCACUUCCAGAACCUUUUACUUUAAAAACAUUUUCUGCAGAAUAUGCAAGAAAAAAUUUAAAUACAAAAUGGGGUACUCGUUGUAAAGAAAGUUGGUCACCAAGUUUUCAACAAAAAUAUCAAUUAAUACAAACAUUAGUUCUUUUUAUUGCUCCUUUACUUGUUAUAUCAGCAUUAUGUGUACAUAUGAAUAUUGUUUUAAGGCAAAAAGCUCUUCAGCAGAUUGGAUCUCGCCAUCUACGUGAAAGGCAAAGAGCAAUGAGAAUGCUUAUUGCUGUUGUUCUUGUCUUUGCUAUUUCUUAUAUGCCUGUUCAUUUACACAAUAUUGCCGCAGCCUUUCAAUUUGACCGUUGGGGAAGUGAUGAAGAUGAACAACAACCAUCAUUGAUAUUAAUAGCUUUAAGAAAAUUUAUUCCUCGAGUAAUGAGUUAUUCUUCUUCUGUAAUUAACCCAAUUACUUAUAAUUUUAUGAGUGAAAAAUUUCGAAAAGAAUUUCGUCGUGCCUGUUGUUGUGGAGAACAAAGAAAGGAGUCUUUAAAUAGAAAAGAGUCAAUGAUGGCAUUUAGAAGGCCUUCAUCUUUUUCACCGGCAAAUGUACAAAGGCAUCAUAUACCUUUAUCUAGAAGAUGUACAGCACUUUCACAAUCAUCUGCUGCACAAAUGCUUUAA